Messenger RNA from Rangifer tarandus platyrhynchus (Svalbard reindeer), 600 nucleotides. The record is from the annotation of a GenBank genome assembly. NCBI's taxonomy places the organism in Eukaryota, Metazoa, Chordata, Mammalia, Artiodactyla, Cervidae.
AUGGAUUUUAAAAUUGAACACACUUGGGAUGGUUUUCCAGUGACGCAUGAGCCAGUAUUUGUCAGGCUGAAUCCAGGUGACAGAGGAGUGAUGAUGGAAGUCAGUGCUCCAUUUUUCAGUGAUCCUCCAGCCCCACUAGGAGAGCCAGGAAAACCUUUCAAUCAAUUGUGGGAUUAUGAAGUUGUGGAAGCAUUUUUCUUGAUUGACAUAACUGAACAGUAUUUAGAAGUUGAACUUUGUCCCCAUGGACAGCAUUUGGUGCUUUUACUCUCUGGAAGAAGAAAUGUGUGGAAACAAGGACUUGAUCUGUCAUUCAAAGUGUCCCGAGGAGAAACAAAAUGGCAAGGCAGUGCUUAUAUUCCUUGGAGUUAUUUUCCACCAAAUGUAACAAAAUUCAAUUCAUUUGCAAUUCAUGGAUCAAAAGAUAAAAGAAACUAUGAAGCUCUUUACCCUGUACCUCAACAUAAGCUGCAGCAAGGACAAAAACCUGAUUUCCAUCGUCUGGAAUACUUCAAGCCUUUCAGUUUUAACACACUGCUUGGAGAAAAGUGGAACCAACCAGAAUCAGACCUGUGGCUAAUAGAGAAACCUGAUUUGUAG